Fragaria vesca subsp. vesca is the source of this 753-nucleotide messenger RNA. RefSeq names its product ethylene-responsive transcription factor ERF020-like. Gene Ontology annotation, molecular function: DNA binding; DNA-binding transcription factor activity. Gene Ontology annotation, biological process: regulation of DNA-templated transcription. The transcript has a single exon. Lineage: Eukaryota; Viridiplantae; Streptophyta; Magnoliopsida; Rosales; Rosaceae. Bases 54 to 551 code for a protein of 165 amino acids. The record is from RefSeq and is a predicted model, not a curated record.
CCACCAAAACCAAACACCACACAACAACUUACAGUUCGGAGUUUUAAACAGAAAUGAGUUACAGUUCAGAAGAUAGCAGCAGUCCGACGGCCGGGAACGGCAGGAAAUUGAAGGGAGUGCGUCAGAGAAAAUGGGGCAAGUGGGUGUCGGAGAUCCGCGUCCCCGGCACACAGGACCGCCUCUGGCUCGGCUCUUUCUCCACCGCCGAGGCGGCCGCGGUGGCUCGUGACGUUGCUUACUAUUGCUUACGUAAGCCUUCGACUCUGGAGGGGCUAAACUUUCCUACAAUCUUGCCGUGUUCCGUUAACCAGGCGGCGGACAUGUCGCCGAGGUCGAUACAGAAAGCGGCGUCGGAUGCCGGCAUGGCAGUUGAUGCUCAGCUGAUCAAUGCUAACAGUAACAGUAACAGCUCGUCGCAGCAGAACUGGAGACAGGCCAACGGAAGUGAGCCACGUGUAAUGCAGACAGGUGGGAGUUGGGAGGACGGCGGUGAGAGUUCAACCACUAACAGCGGCGAGGCGCUGAGCAUUUCCAUUGAAGACUAUCUGUAGCUAGCUGGCUAGUAGUACGUCGGUAGAAAACGUUGGACUAUCAUUUUUAUUUUUAUUUUGGUCGAACUGGACUAUCAUUUUUGGGUUGACUGUUUUUCUACGACUGCCUGUCAACUGUCAAGGUAGGCUGUCUAUUCCGGCGGUGGGAGAUGACGUACGGGGUUGCGUCAUAUGUAUUAGCAUUAUAUAUGUGUAUAGUAAA